Schistocerca americana (American grasshopper) is the source of this 1745-nucleotide messenger RNA. Its product is annotated as centrosomal protein 43-like. The coding region runs from base 260 to 1357 and encodes 365 amino acids. The transcript is spliced from 8 exons. Gene Ontology annotation, cellular component: centrosome. Lineage: Eukaryota; Metazoa; Arthropoda; Insecta; Orthoptera; Acrididae. Gene Ontology annotation, biological process: microtubule anchoring. The record is from RefSeq and is a predicted model, not a curated record.
ACAAGGUGACCACAAGCGUUCAAGUAACCAAACUGAGUAGACUGUGUACUGUCAGGCAUCAUAUAACAGAAAGUGUUAUAUGUUUCUUUUGCUGAAGCUGGACUUCGAAGUUUUACCAUAGAUUUCACCAGAUGAUGAAGCUAUGAACCUUGGUCGAUAUUUAUUUUGAGCGUCAGUUGUUGUCAUUAUCAUAUCUGUGGAGGCAGUUUGGGUUUUGGCGUUGUUUAUGUUUUAGGAAGUUGAAUGAAAUACAGUAGCUAUGUCAGCGGAAGAAGGACCGGAGUUACGUGAACUGAUUGCUCAAACACUAGAAAAUAAUGGUGUUUUGGCGAAAAUUAGGGCUCAGCUAAGAGCAAGUGUUAUCUUGGCAAUCGAAGACCAAGAAGCAUUUCAGACAAAGCUUCCAUUCACAAAUCAACCACUGAGAGCAUUUUUGAAGACCUUUGAAGGUGCUUUUAUAACUUGCUUGGUACGGGAGUUUUUAGAGUUUUUUAAUUUGGAUUUCACUUUGUCUGUAUUUGACCCUGAAACAUUUCAUGGAAAGGAAUACAGCUAUGGGGGACGGACAGAGCUUAUGAAAGAAUUAAAAUUACAAAACAACAGUGAAAGAAAUGCUCCAGUCCUGUCAUGUCUUCUGCAGAAUGUUUUAAAACAUCGUGAAAAGCCAACAGAAAAUGACAUAGCCAGUAAAAAGUGUGACAUACUGUCAGUACCAUCACAAGAUGCUAGUGUGGCAGACAGUGUGCCUGACACAAGUAGGAUUUUGGAUAUAAGUCUGAAUGAAGAUUCAGUUUCUGUUCAAACCAGAAACAGACAGAAGUCUCAAGAAAAAUAUGGUCCAACUGAAGAAACAGUCAGCACCAGUAAGAAGGAUGACAGUAGCAAAAUAUCAAAGGGAAGUGUGAGCCAUAAAUCAUCUAAAUCUGAGAAGCCACCACCAGCCACAGCUGGGAAAAGAGAUACUGAUUUCAGUGAUGGAAUAUAUUUACAACAUGGGAGCCAACUAACUUCACUGAGCAACUUGCCUCCCCUGACUGGCAUGCUUAAGAAUGAUGUUAGACCUACUGCAGUGCAGAUGUCUAAAAGUUCUGAAGGGGACAGAAGCAUGAAGCCAUUGAUCAAUUUGGGGAAUGAAACUGCUGACAACUAUGAAGAAGAUUUUCAGUCUUCUGUGAGUGGCAGUGGUCAGGGAGGAAAAAGUGGCAAACUUACCACACCUGGAAGCGAUACUGAGAUAGAGGAAGAUAUUGGCACUGAUGAUAUUUUGAGUAAUGCAUCAGUGACUGAUGACCUCACAGUUGAUGUAACAGCUUCAAACUUGAGUGGUGUUGGUGACUAUAUGGAGAAUAUAAGCUGACAAGAUCUCUCUACACGCUAAUUACCUGAAGAGUAUAAAAAAACAAUGUUAGGAAUUAUGCCUUGUUGUAAAAAAAUGGAGUGCUAGCAGUUUGGACUGAUAUAUGCCAUAAAACUGAUUCAGAUUUGUUCAAUACUCAUGUAUAUUUUGAAGCAUUGACUAAUAAUGUAAAAUACUGAGUGAAUAUGCAUUUCACGUAACUAAGUUCCAUUUACACCGUGUUUGUAAAAGCAAGUUAAAUAUCUGGAAGCACGCAGACUAUGUUCUCUCCUCCCUAUGCAAGUAAAUAAUCCCAAAACUGCAGAAAGAGGGAAUGAUCCAGAAUUAUAAUUGUACUAUUGUAAACAUUUUAGGAUGAACAAGAUUACACGAUCUUUAUUAAUAUAAA